This is a messenger RNA of Zea mays, 1923 nucleotides long. Its product is annotated as zinc finger MYM-type protein 1-like. Lineage: Eukaryota; Viridiplantae; Streptophyta; Magnoliopsida; Poales; Poaceae. The record is from RefSeq and is a predicted model, not a curated record. The transcript has 4 exons. Bases 1 to 1923 code for a protein of 640 amino acids. Gene Ontology annotation, molecular function: protein dimerization activity.
AUGGUGAUUGACGGAGAUGGCGUGGCGUUCGCGAGCGGCGGCGCGUGUGGGUGGCGGCGGCGCACGGUGUGGCGGGGCAGGGCGCGCGCGCGGGGGUGGCGGGGCGCGUACGGGCAGCGGCGCGCGCAGGAUGGCGGGAAGCGGGACCGGGAGCGCGCGGGCGGGUGCGGCGCGGGGUGGCGCGGCGAGCAGUGGGCGGCGGCGCGCGCGAGCGUGGACGGCGGCAGCGGCGCAUGUGGUCGCGCGCGGGCGACGGCGGCGGCGCGCGGUGGUGGCGGGGAGAAGGCGGCGACGCGCGAGGAUCUUACAAAAGCUUGUGCAGAGGAAGUCACAACUGUCAUUAUGGAUGAAAUUCGAGGUAGAAAAUUCUCAGUGCUUAUAGAUGAAUCUCGAGAUAUUUCAAUAAAGGAGCAAAUGGCAAUGAUUCUAAGGUUUGUGAAUGAUGAAGGAAAAGUUGUGGAGAGAUUUCUUGGACUUCAACAUGUUCAGAGUUGUACAUCUAUUGCAUUGAAAGAAGCUUUGGUCGGUAUGCUUUCAAGUCACAAUUUAUCUAUCUCUAUGCUUCGUGGGCAAGGGUACGAUGGUGCUUCUAAUAUGAGAGGCGAGUUUAAUGGGGUGCAGAAAAUGAUUCGUGAUGAAAAUCCUUAUGCUUUCUAUGUGCAUUGUUUUGCCCAUCAAUUGCAACUAGUAGUUGUCACAAUUUCGACUUCUAGUGCAGACAUUGCAGAUUUCUUUAACUAUAUUCCUUUAAUAGUCAACACCGUGGGGGCAUCUUGUAUGAGAAAGGAUGCCUUACUUGCAAAGCAUCAUGAUGUGUUGCUAGAAAAGAUUGAGAAUGGUGAGAUUAUGACUGGAAGAGGUUUAAACCAAGAAAGUAGCCUAGCAAGGCCUGGAGAUACUAGAUGGGGUUCACAUCUAAAAACUUUGCUUCGCAUUUUGGUGAUGUUUGAGGCAAUCAUAGAUGUCCUUGAAAUAGUGAAGAAAGAUUCUAUUAAACCAGCAUGUAAUGGUGGAGCUUUAGGUUUAAUUGGAAAAAUGGAAAGCUUUGAUUUUGUGUUCAUCCUGCAUUUGAUGAUAGAAAUAUUGAGUAUGACAGAUAUUUUGUCACAUGCUUUGCAAAGGAAGGAUCAAGAUAUAGUUGAAGCAAUGCAUUUGAUCACGGAUGUGAAAGAGAGCUUGCAAGAUAUGAGAGAAAAUGGAUGGGAGCCAUUACUAAAAAAAGUGAAACCAUUCUGUGAGAGGAAUGAGAUUGAAGUGCCAGAUAUGGAUAAAGAAAUUAAUGUUAGAGGGACAUCUAGACGAAGAAAGCAAAAGGUAACAAACAUGCAUUACUAUCAUGUUGAGAUUUUUCUUGUUGCCAUUGAUGCCAUCUUGACUGAGUUGAAUCAUCGGUUCAAUGAAAUUAGUUCAGAGUUAUUAGUAUGUAUGGCUGCUUUUAACCCAAGGAACUCAUUCUCUAAUUUUGAUGUCGACAAACUUGUGAGGCUUGCUGAAAUUUAUGCUGAGGAUUUUGAUAUUGGUGAUCUUACUAUUUUGCCAAAUCAACUUAGACAGUUUGUCAACCGUGCUAGAAGAACUCCAGAAUUUCUUGGAUGCACUGAACUUGGAAAAAUUGCUGAAAUUAUGGUCAAGGCUUCUAUGCACACAUCUUAUAAAUUGGUUUACCGUCUUAUUGAGCUAACGUUGACACUACCAGUGGCAACGGCUUCAGUUGAGAGAAUAUUUUCAGCUAUGGCCAUUAUAAAGACAGAUUUGCGUAGUAAAAUGGGUGAUGAAUGGCUCAAUGACUUGAUGAUAUGCUAUAAUGAGAAGGAGAUAUUUAAGAAGAUUGAUAACGAAAAGAUUAAAAAGCGAUUUCAAGAGAUGAAAAAACGUCGUAUGUUAUUGCCCAAAAAAAUAGUGGUUGCUUCUUCGGAUGAAUAA